Molecule: messenger RNA, 653 nt
Organism: Batrachochytrium dendrobatidis JAM81
Lineage: Eukaryota; Fungi; Chytridiomycota; Chytridiomycetes; Rhizophydiales
Exons: 3
Coding region: 12-617 (201 amino acids)
Biological process (GO): negative regulation of translation; translation
Cellular component (GO): ribosome; cytosolic large ribosomal subunit
Molecular function (GO): mRNA binding; structural constituent of ribosome
Source: RefSeq, a predicted model, not a curated record
CUUUUAUCUAAAUGGCCUACGAGAAGGAAAUCGUCAUUGACGCCAAGGGACAUCUCCUUGGUCGUUUGGCUUCUACCAUUGCCAAGCAACUUUUGAAUGGCCAGAAUAUUGUUCUUGUUCGUUGUGAGGAGAUCAACAUGUCGGGUCCCUUCUUCCGUAACAAGCUCAAGUAUAUGGCUUUCCUCCGUAAGCGUUGCGUUGUAAACCCUCGCCGUGGACCUUUCCAUUUCCGUGCUCCCUCACGUAUCUUCUACCGCACUGUCCGUGGUAUGAUCCCCCACAAGACUCCUCGUGGAGCCGCUGCUCUUGAGCGUCUCAAGGUUUUUGAAGGUGUCCCUCCUGUAUACAACCUCAAGAAGCGUGUAGUUGUCCCCGCAGCACUCCGUGUUCUUCGUCUGGCUCCUGGCCGCAAGUUCUGCACUCUCAAACGUCUUUCUUCCGAGUUUGGCUGGAAAUACAAUGACGUUAUUACUCGUCUUGAAGAGAAGCGCAAGGCCAAGGGUGAGCUUUUCCAUCAAAAGAAACUUGCUUUCCUCCGUCGCCGUACUGCUGCCAUUGCCGCAUCUGCUGAUGCUCUUGAGCCCGUCACAAAGGCACUUGCUUCUUACGGAUAUUGAUCUCAUUUUUAAUUAAACAUGGAUCGUUUGGUUAUA